Molecule: messenger RNA, 14534 nt
Organism: Haplochromis burtoni (Burton's mouthbrooder)
Lineage: Eukaryota; Metazoa; Chordata; Actinopteri; Cichliformes; Cichlidae
Gene: cica
Product: capicua transcriptional repressor a
Exons: 22
Coding region: 4241-11608 (2455 amino acids)
Biological process (GO): regulation of transcription by RNA polymerase II
Cellular component (GO): nucleus
Molecular function (GO): RNA polymerase II transcription regulatory region sequence-specific DNA binding; DNA-binding transcription factor activity, RNA polymerase II-specific
Source: RefSeq, a predicted model, not a curated record
GGCUGCCUACAAAUCUUCUCCUGCAGCACUGCAGUGGGGCUUGUUGUGCGUUUGCUAACGUUGUUCAUGUUUACCACAAACAGUAUUAGCAGAGGAGCUGAUCAGCACAGUUUGCGAUAUCUGGGUGGCCUGCGAAGAGACCGGAAUGGGUGUCUUCUGCGAGAAAAAAAACAGGGAGCGGUGCGGCUUAGGCAUAGUGAGCCUGAAACUUUUCCACGAGAAAAUAGAACGCCAUAACAGCCGUUGGACUUUCCAGAAACAGCGCUUAUUUACGAAAAACCUCGAAAACUCCUCGCUUGUCAUGCUUUCUUCCUGUUUUUUAUUAAAUCAGCGUGGCCAUUUGGAUUGAUAUGUGGUUUUAAAGCGCUUGUAGAGGCCUUUUUUUUCUCCCCUUGGGCUAGUUUGUGGCAACACACUGACACUAACCCCCCUCAAACCACCCCAUGUAACACGGCUGCAAUUAUGCUAAUAACGACGAGGGUGCAUACUAAAUUAUCCUGGCAGCUUCAGCUAUAUUUUCACACGGUUGUCACUUUCGGAUGGGCCAAACAAGCGACUUUGUGUAGCUGUUUGUCGCUUUAAGGUCGUGUAAGCUGGCAGAUAUGGGCCAUAUAUGGUGGCAUUAAGGGUCAGUAUGCCCGUUAAACCGGUUAUUUCCCGGUUACGGUGAGUAGAGGAUUUCCAAGAGGCCUUGUGUGUUUAGUUGAGGCCUGGUCGGUGCACGCCACGGCCUGCAGUGUUUGGAGUAAAACUGGUAGUAAUCGCGGUACUACGAGGGCUUGACACGGCACUAUCCAGCUAAAGCAGAGGUGACAUCACCGCUUGUUGUUUGCAUUUUGUGCUCUGGGGCCUUGUCUUGGUAAAGUUAACAGCUGUUAUCUGCUCGGGUUUAUGAUUAUGCAUAUAUUGACCUGCCCUAUCGUCAUUACAGCUCUGUAGUAAGCCUGUUAUGAACUUGAAAAAAACUUUUAGAUAUCUGUCCACUAAAUGUGGAUUAGAAACGCACUUAGAAGGGACUGAAAGUUCACUCUGUCUAUAUUGUCAUAGAUAUUACAGUUUUGUAUGCACACUUACUAGGAGUGUACUUGAGGUGUCACAAUAACCUCAGUAUUUAAGAAAAUGAACAUGUCAGUAAUGCAUGCAUUGUAACAUGGUAAAUAAUAGGUGAAUUAUUCUAUUUUAUAUUAUUUUUAGUAUUACAGACUCUCAUGCCCAUCUCCAUUCAUAGGUAUUUUGGUUUUCAUUAAUUUGCGAGAAAAGUCAAUGUAUAGUAAACAAAAUUAUAGAUGCAUUUGUCUGAUAGCAUUGCUUCUUAUUUUAGUAUUGGCCUAGCCUGCCCAAAUAACUUUGUAGACGUGCUGUGCAAUGUAAGAACACUAUCGGAUAUCAUUUAUUACAAUGCGGGUUAAUUAAAUCUGGUUACGAGAGCCAAAAUAUCUGUAAGAGUUCACCUCUUGACACUGUAAUCUCUCGCAGCUUCUAAUAGUAAACACUAAGUGUGACCAUAAACAUCCUGUAGGGCAUACAGUUUUGUAUGUAUGGGGAAUAUAUGUCCUAGAAGGGUCACAAAAACCAUGAUUUUGACAAUUAAAUAUCAAUAAUGUGUAGUUCUUUUUUAACCAGUAUAAUCCAAAGCUGCAGGUGUCUUCUAUCAUAUUAUGCUUAUACAUAUGACCUGCCCUGUUGUUAUUGUAGUUUUGUAGUGAUCCUGAUAUGAACUUUAAUCAUAGGCUCUGCAUAUAAGAAAACUAAAGGAUAUUACACAUUGAAGACAUCAUAAGGGACCGGUGUCUCUAAAAGGUCACAGCUUGACAUUAGACAUUAGAGAUCCUUGCCACAUAUUGUAGUGAGGUUUAUGGCAGUGUUGGCAUAAAUGUUAUUGAGGACAUAACGUUUUGUGUGCACAAGGAAUAUAUGUACUAGACAAGUCACGAUAACCAUGAUUGUAUUGUAAACACCUGCAUUUUCAAACUCUCUCAUAACCUCCAUGCACUUCUAGUUUCAUUAAAAUAUAUUUUAACUACUUGCAGGAUAUCUAUUUCAGUGUAUAAAAUGCCUAGAAAAAAAUGAAAAAUGGUUCAGUGUAACACAGACUAAUUUCCUUUCCUAUACUUGGACCCAUGGUGCUUUUACAUGCACUGGCAUGCAUACACCCCUCCUCAAGACUCUUUCCAAGCUAGGAAAACCUUGUUUGGGGUAAUUUCUGAUAAGACUGGGAAUGUUUUAUAUCGAUUAAAGUAAAGUAAAAAUCACCCUAUGAUUCAGUUCAUGCGUGAUUUCAUAAUGAUUUUGGCACAGUUAUGGUAGAAAAGUGGCUUACACUUGAACAGACGCCUAUUCAGACUAAAUGAUCCGUCAGUCAUGUUUUUCUCUUUCUCUCAUAUGACUUAUAUCAGCUCCAUGGGGCCUACAGUCGGUAUUCACAACAGCUCAAAUGCUAUUCUGCAAGUAAAUUACGACUGAACUUGUUACCCCGCUCUUUAUGUGCGCCUGAUGAUUACAUGAAUGUGAAACAUUAAAGCCACAGACCUACUUUACCUCCCAUAUGGACUCCCUUGCACCAUAUUUCACUGAGGUUACUGUGUGUUGUGUCAGUUUGCCUUUAAGCUCUUAUCGUACGGCCCAUGACUCUGACACCAGCUGUUGUACACAGUGCACUACUGAGUAAACACAUGUAGCAUACCUCUAUCGUGACCAAGUAAGGCCAGCUGCCAAAUUAUUUUAUGGUGUCUGCUCUACAGUUGUCUGUCCUAAAUAGGGAUUUACAUAGAGGCCAGUGAUGGCUAUGAGCUCUCAACCUCUCCGUGUGCACUAUCAGCUAUCAGCACAUAGAUGUUUGCUUUGUGUGAUGUGUGUGUAUGUGCGUGUGGCCUUGAGACAGGCGGCACUCAUCUCUGAAAAUGGAUUUCUCUCCAGCCGAUGUGAUGUGUCAGAUAUUAAAAGGACCUGAAUGAAUGCAAGCCUUCACAGACAAACAGGAAGGCAGCAAAAGGGAACAGAGACGAGCAGACAGAGAGACCGAGACUAGUGGGAGGACGAAUGUAGAAACAGGGACAGGCAGGCAGACAUGUAAGUUAACAGCCAAACUGUCACUGACAAGUAGACAUGCCUAGUGGUUGGUUGAUAGACAUCAUAACAGAACAUUUUGACAGUGACCAUCACAGCUGGAGUGAGGAAUUACAUGACAGAGUAUAUAAGGGCUGUGUUGACACUCCCUCUUAUAUACAUGUUUCUGUAUCUAUGGAGACUUCACUUCCCAAAGAGAUAAGCUAGAGACCACAGCAGCUACAUCCUGAGGCUAGUCCAGCGCACACCAGCCACACAGCAAACAAACCAGCUAAGUGAUCACAGCUAAAUCAAUCUGUUUUACUUUCUAAACGUGAGUCUGAGCUGUGAAUGAGGCUGGUGCAGAAUAAGAGAUAAUCUGAAUGACUCUGGCACGGCUAAGAGCGCUGCUGAAUGACUCUGGUGUGGAAUAGCAAUUAUUGUGAACAACUCUGUGUUUCUGGAUGACUGCGGCACAAAAACGAGUAUAGAGACUAAGUGGAAGGAGAGGAAGGAAAACGGGGGAGAUGAGAGGUAAAAAAAAACCAAACAAACAAAAAUCGAUAUUGUGGAAAGAGCGAAUGCAGGCAAGGAGGAUAAGAAAGAAAGCAUAGCAAAGAGAGAGGGAGGAAUAAAGUAACGGGAAGUUAGGUAAUGGUCUUCCACAGGAAAUGGAGUUAGUUGUAGGGGCGGAUUGCUCUGCUUUGAAAUACAUAGAUAAAGGUCGCCACUGAGAAAGAGAGAGAGAGAGAGAGAGAAAGGGAGGGUUUCAGUAUGUGAGCAAAGAAGGAAUUCCCCCGCCUCUACUGCCCGGGCCAAGAAGUAGUGUGUGCGUGAGUGUGUGAGAGAGGAUUGCAUGCAGAAAGGCUUGUCUGGGCAAAUUGCAGAGUGCUCCUCACUAUUUCCAUGCUGCGCUGUAAGCCUACAUUGUGUUUAUCCUACAAUAUGGCCUCCUGUUUUCAAUAUGUACCUGGUAUGGCUGUAGGUCUUGUGUAAUAGUCUCUGGAAUAAGGUGGGCAAGUGCCGAAGUCGCGCAACGAACACGAGACAGGAUGAGAGUGAGAGGGCCUGGCAGAGAAAGAAAAUAGAGUGAAAGGAAAGGAGGAGGAAAUAGCGCAAGAGAGGAACGUCAAGGAGAAUCUCUGGGAUAAAUAAAUAAAAGAGUUGUUUUGAGAAAAAGGAACUAGAUGAAAAGAUGAAGCCAAUAAAAAAGCGCUCCCCUCCCUCCACCCGGGCUAAAGGAGGAAAGCGGCGAGGAGCGGGGGAUACCUUGGAAGGAGGAGAGAAGAGAGACUCAGAUGAGAACAGAGACAGAAGCAGAUCUCCGCAAAACCGAACUCCCUCCUCCUCGUUAUCUUCUAACUCACAUUCAGAGUCUCCACAGGCGGACACAUCCAGAGCGCGGGACUCUUCAGAUGGGGAGGGGAGGUCUGCUGCCAGCAGCGGUGGUGGCAGCAGCCACUGUGACAGCAGCGGCAGCAGUUGUAGUAACAGUAGCACACCAAGCGCCAACAACAGUCCAAACCCCGCCUCCAGCCGGAAAACAGCCACCUUCAAGGCCCGCGUCCCCAAAAAGAAGUACACCUCCGAACACUGCUCAUCUAAUACUGCUGGUAACUAUAGCAACCCUGCAUCCAGCACGCCCCCUCCUUUUUCUCUGAGCCAGGAGUCAGCGGGUCCAGGAAUCGACAUCAGCGUCUCGCAUUCUGACGGAAACGGUCAGAGUAGGAGCUUGAUGGAUGACUUCCACAGUCGUACCACCAGCAGGGAGGGGUCUCAGGACUCCCCGGGACCGCCAAUCCUGUCGCUUGGAGGGGAAAAACCCAGAGGAGGUGAAGGAGUGACAGAUGCAGAGCAGGUGUCCCCAAGCCCGCUGCCCCGCUGCUCCUCAACAGACACAGCCAGCGAGCACUCGGCUGACCUGGAGGUAGUUGGUGACACACCCCCUCAGAUGUCGACACACAGAACGUCUAGUCUCCCUGACGCACUGUCCGAUGCUCUGGCCAAAGGCCUGAAGAAUCAGCGGAUCCUCGCCCGCCAGCUCAGGAGAAGAAGUGAUGAGGAGGGAGGAAGUGACAGGAGGCACGACUUGGUAUUCCGGGCUGGCGUGGUCCGUAACGUCAGUGGUGAAUAUGGAAGCCUGGAGGUUCAGCUGAACGGGGAGAAGACGUUAUGCCGCUAUCCUUACCGACAUGAGAGCCCCCCAGGGGUGGUGGACAUUAUCCUAGAUGCCCCACCUCCUGGUGUGCAUCCAGUACCUAUAGGCACCCGUGUCUGUGUACCAUUUGGGAACGACGAGGGCAGCGAGAGCCAAUGGCAAUGGUACCGAGAAGGUGUGGUGACACAGGUAGACCCACACCCUGCGGUGGCUAACCGCUACCGUGUCCUGCUGUCUGAAGAAAGGCCUCACUCUCUAGAUGAUGAAGAAAACAACAGGGGUGCUACCCAGGCAGUAUGGGUCUCCAGACAAACACUCCGGCUUCUGGUGCCACCCUGGGACUUGGAUUUGCCUUCUGCUGGUGGACAUGAAGUAGAAGAGGGGGUAAGAGACAAGGAGAGAGAUCGGGAGGAAAGGGAAGAGAUGGAUGUGGAGGUGAGACGUUUGAGUCGACAAAUGACCCCGAGCAUGGGAUCAAUGUUAGGGAGAGGAAUGCCCUACCCAGGAAUGGUUCCCGUUUCCUCCACAUCGGGCCACAGCAUCACCUCGCCCGUUACUCCGACUUCAGUCCUCAGCCUGGCUCCUGGGCGAGAGAGGGAAAUCGAGAAGGACUUGGAGUGGGAGUCACAGAGAAACCAUGGAAGAGAGAGGGAAAGAGAGCGAGAAAGGGAAAACAGUGUAAAGCAGCAGCAGCAGCAUCACCCAUAUAUGCCCCUCACCCCUGAAGAAGACAUGGAAGUGUCCGGCAUCAACAUGGUCCAAGUGGGGCAGAUUAUAUCUGGGGGCAAGCCUAUGGCAGUUCCCCAACAUCGUCACAUUGUUUCUAAGACCCCGUCUGGCUACCUCAACCCCCAUCCCCACUUGUCUGUGGUGCGAGGCAUCGGGAUUCCCCCUGCUCACAUGACCUUGAAUCCCCACCCCUCUCCUUCACCUGUCCUGUUAGGCCUUGACCCAGCAGCUGCAGCAGCCGCAGCAGCUGGAGCUGUCAUUACCACCCCUCAGCUCCAUCCUCUCCCUCCCAUCACCUCUUCCACUACAUCCUCCUCCAGAGUGGAUAAGACAUCAGGGGGAGGUUCUGCCAGCAGUGGAGCAGGUGGUGGAUCCGGAUCAGGUUCGACAUCCUCCUCCUCGUCACGUUCCCGGACUCCGCUGACAGCUGCCCAGCAAAAAUACAAGAAGGGAGACGUGGUGUGCACGCCGACAGGUAUCCGAAAGAAGUUCAACGGGAAGCAGUGGAGGAGACUGUGCUCUCGGGAGGGCUGCUCCAAAGAGUCCCAGCGGCGAGGGUACUGCUCCAGACACCUCUCCAUGAGGACCAAGGAGAUGGAAGCCAGUGGAGGGGGCCGGGAUCGGGGCGGCGCCAGCAGCACAGGGACCCUAACACCAUCUGACCUCCGACUCAGCGGUGGGAGAGCCAGUUCAGAGUUUGACUGGGAUGAGACAUCACGGGAGAGCAGUGAGGCCAGCAGCCGUGGAGGAGACUCUCGCCCCCGCCUCGUCCUUCCCUCGCUGCUCCCCCAGGACCUUUCUCGCUUCGACUUCGAUGAAUGUGAGGCGGCAACUAUGCUCGUCUCUCUCGGGGGCUCUCGUUCUGGCACGCCUUCAUUCUCCCCCAUCUCCAACCAGUCACCCUUCUCACCCACGCCAUCCCCAUCACCCUCUCCGCUCUUCGGUUUCCGCCCUGCCAAUUUCAGCCCCAUCAAUGCUACUGCCUCACUUACCCCACGCCGCCCCCGACAGCUAAGCGGCACUAAGAUGGGUACGCCAGGCGCAGAGAGAGAGCGCCAUCUGUCAGGGAUUGUGCCCACUUUUCAGACCAACCUGACUUUUACAGUCCCGAUGAGCCCCAGCAAGAGGAAGUUCGACUCCCACCCGCCCCCACCGCUACCUGCUGUCCAGGACUACCAGACCAAACCUGAACAACAGCAGCUGGUGGGUGUUGGGGUGGUGGGAGACCCACCCAUGGGCCAUAGCCCUGCUGCCUUCAGAGUGCUCUCCCCCCAGAGUCAGCCCACAACACCUUCCUCACUUUCCUUCUCUCGUCCUCGUAGCGCCACCAGCAGGCCACCAUCCUCUGCCGCCUCCACGCCUCCACCCAUGUUAGUCUCUCCAACUCCUCCUUCACCACUUCCCCAGGAGCCGUCCCCACGCCGCAUCGUGCCCCUCCGGGACUCCCCAGUCAUUGUACGCAACCCAGAUGUCCCCUUGGCCAAAUUCUCCGAUGGCCCGUCGGGAAAGAGAGAGAGAAGCAGGUCGAGGGAGCACAGCCAGCACACAGCUCCCCCAGGCCUGCAGGCCCCCGUCCCCAUCAACGGGGCAGCCACCAACGGGGCAGUUCUCCUCCGCAAUCCCACAUCCACGCUCGUCCUGGUCACAUCCAGCUCGUCCUUGACUCCAGCCACAGGGGGCCACGCUUCCCUCUCCAGCCCCUCCACUCCUGGGUCCAUGUCUUCUUCAUCAAGCUCUGUGUUCUCCUCGUCUGGUUCCGGAGGCAGGGAGAGGGAGAGGAAACCCGAAGGGCAUCAAGACGCCAGUGGUGGGGCGCUGCCACAGCCGGUAGCCUGUCAUCCCACACCAACAGCCCUGCUGCCCCUCAUACUACCAGCAGAGUCGCCUCACCCUGCUCCACGCAAGCAAAUCAUCAUGGGACGCCCAGGGACCGUUUGGACCAACGUGGAGCCUCGGUCGGUGCCAGUGUUCCCUUGGCAUUCGCUGGUCCCUUUCCUGGAGCCCAGCCAAUCGGGAGCAGCUGCCCAGCCCGUUGAUGGCCAACAGCUUGUCAAUCAGAGCAAAGAGCCUCGCUGUGCUGUAGCUCUGGUGAGUGACGGGCGGUCAGGUCCUCCAGACCUGGAGAGAGGAUCGCCAUCAUGUCCACCCCCAACGAAUGACAAUCCUCCUACAGACAGGGGUGGGGUGGACAGCGAGAUGGAGAGUGACACAGAUGACCCGUUUUCCCCGGGUUUGGCCAACGAUCCAUCGCCUUCCACUGGAACCAUUAAGAGACGCACACAGUCCCUCAGUGCACUGCCUAAGGACGGAGACAGAAAGAGGGAAAAGGACCACAUCCGCCGUCCCAUGAAUGCCUUCAUGAUCUUCAGUAAACGCCACCGGGCCCUGGUGCACCAGCGACAUCCCAACCAGGACAACCGCACAGUCAGCAAGAUCCUGGGCGAGUGGUGGUACGCUUUAGGGCCCAAUGAAAAGCAGCAGUACCAUGAUCUGGCCUUUCAGGUGAAAGAGGCCCACUUCAGAGCCCACCCAGACUGGAAGUGGUGUAACAAGGACCGCAGAAAGUCUUUGUCAGAGGGCCGGGGUACCCCAAAGGAGCCACGGGAGCGGAGCAUGUCAGAGAGCAUAGAUGCCCACUCAGAGUCCCAGGUGCUGGAAGGGAAGGGGGGAGGCUCGGGAUGGCCGGGGGCAUCGGAGCGUCGAGGAGGGAUGUUUGGGGGGCCGUCUCACCGUCCCCGAGCCUUUUCCCAGAGUGCAGUGCACACCCUGGAGCAGAGGGAGUGGGAGAGAGACCUGGAGAAGGAGGACGGCACAGGUUUGUUUCGCGGCCGUCCACCGCCUCAGUCGCUGUACCAGGGUGGGGCCAGCGAGGACGUGACUAGCGAUGAGGAACGCAUGGUCAUCUGUGAGGAAGAGGGAGACGAUGAUGUCAUGGAAGAUUCAUGUCCUGAAGGCUCCAUCGACCUCAAGUGUAAAGAGAGGGUGACAGACAGCGAUGAGGAUGAACCAGAUGGACAGCAUGGCUUCCAGCCUGUGGCUCGCUCCUCUCUCCCCUCCUCCUCUCCCUCCAUCAUUCACUCCGACUCCUCCUCGGCUAAAGGGAACGGUGGCGGUAACGGAGGAGGUCCUGAAGACGGGUCAGAGAAGAAGAGAAAGAGAGGCGCAGAUGGAGGAGAGGAUGAGAGCGAGGGAGCCCUAAAGACAGAGCAAGUGGCAGCGGGUGGAGGAGAAGGAAAUGGAGGAGGUGGGCAGGAUGUCUCCUCUCUCUCCAUCUCCCAGCCUCCUCCACCGCUGGCCCAGCAGAGUUUGACCCCGGUCGGCGUCCGCAUGGCCCCCACGAUGGUGACUAACGUUGUGCGCCCCAUCGCCAGCACGCCCAUCCCCAUCGCCAGCAAGCCGGUGGAAGGAGCCAUCACCCUCAGCACCCUGCCACAGGACAAGAAGGCCACUCUCCUGAUUGGGGGUGGAGGUGCUCAGCAGCUGCCGAUCACAGCAGGGGGUGGGUACCUGUCGUCCUCCUCCCCUGGUCCAGUCAGUGUAACCCCUGUAGGAGGCAGCAGCCUGAUCACUAGCCUAGGUCUGGGACCCGCUCAAGCAGUGGAGCUCCUCUCCCUACACAUCCAAAGCCCCCUACCUGUCCUCCAGCUCCACCCCACUGCUGCCACCACCUCUUCUCUCACACCUCCCGCCUGCCCCACGACCCCGGGACAGGCGCAGUACAUCCUGCCCACCGAGAGCCCCUCCUCCCCUCAACUCACUCACCAGCAAAUCCUCUCCCUGCCCGCAAAUGCCGCCCUGGCCAAUGGCGUGCACUCGGGGGCGGGAAUCAGAGUCAGCCCCGGGACUAGAGUCCAAACCCAGUCGCCAGUCUUGCAGAGCAAGAUGUUGGUUCCCAUGGCAACAGUGAGAACCGGGUCUACUCCUCCUCAUCCUUCCAUUUCCCUGGUGGCUCCGCCUCUUCCCGUGCAGAACGGCCCUGCGACAGGAAACAAGAUCAUCCAGAUCGCUUCCAUGCCUGUUGUGCAGACCAACGUCCACCCUAGCGGUGCAGCAACAGUACAUCCUGGGAGCCCCUAUCCUGUUUCCAUGGCAACGGUGAUGACUCCCGGUGCUGCGCCCCCACAGACCGUUCUCCUGACCUCUCCACCCACCAGGAUCACGUAUGUUCAGUCAGGUCCAGGUGUCACCACGGCAACGCACCAGCAGGGUCCACAACCCCCUGGUCCUGCAUAUCUCCAGUCUUCUCUGGCAACCCUGGGCUUCACCGCCAUCGCCCCAGCUCCACAAACCCUGGUUCAGCCAGUCGUUGGUCAGCCUCCGCUACUCGCCCCAGCUCAGCCUCUAAGCUGUCAAUCACAGAGCUCUCCGGGACAGACAGCGGGCACCACCGGUCGUCAGGUACUAACUGCCAUCUACCCUGCACCACCCGUUGCUCUGCCCACUGGCGUGGUCUCAGUGACGCCUGUGCCGCCUGCAGGGGCGGCUCCAGCUCAGGACGUGGCGAACCCUCCCUCUCCGCUCGCUGUAGGGCUGCAGGGUUCAGCGGUGGCGACCCCUCACCCUGGCAUGGGAACAGAGGUGGAGGUGAAGCACGAGAGCCAGCUGGAUGCUCAGAGUGACGCUCAGGGGUUGUCGAGCUGUGUCACCAGCUCCUCGAUGGGCACCUGUACAAGCAGCAUCAUCGCAGUGAAAAAAGAGGAGGACACCACUUUGCGCAUCAAAGAAGAAAAUUUGAGGGAUGGAUAUGAGAGAGAGAAACAAAGUGAGAUGGACGACGAGCGAGAGAGCUGUGAAAAGAAGCGAGGCAGAGAGACGGAGAGAGAGGAGCUCAGCACGGGCAACAGCAGCAAAGAGGCUGGACCUCGUUCCCCACCUCCACCACUACCCUCAGGUUUGGACCCCCCUCCUCCUCCACCUGUAGAAAGAGAUCCUCCCUCUUCCUCAAAGAAGACCAAGUUUCGGCCCCCGCCACUCAAAAAGACGCCUGACUCUCAUGACAAGCUCCUCUCGGAGACGUACUUUGAGGAACGCUUUGCUGAGCUGCCAGAGUUUAACCCAGAGGAGGUCCUUCCCUCGCCCACUCUGCAGAGUCUGGCCACCUCACCGAGAGCAAUCCUGACCAGCUACCGCAAGAAGAGACGCAACUCCACGGACCUUGAGCUGACUGGGGAAGACCCGAGCUCCCCGAGGAGAAAGACUCGUCGCCUGUCCAGCUGCAGCUCAGAGCCCAACACCCCCAAGAGCGCCGCCAAGUGUGAGGGAGACAUAUUUACCUUCGACAGAGCAGGUCCAGAAGGCGAGGUUCCCCCGGGAGAAUUGGACAGGGUUUCGUACUCGUCUCUGCGCAGAACACUGGAUCAGCGUCGGGCCCUCGUCAUGCAGCUGUUUCAUGACCAUGGCUUCUUCCCCUCAGCUCAGGCCACAGCUGCCUUCCAGGCGCGCUACUCAGACACGUUUCCCAACAAGGUGUGCCUGCAGCUGAAAAUCCGCGAAGUCCGUCAAAAGAUCAUGCAGACGGCCACGCCAGGAGCCCUCGAGCCCGGAGCGUUGGCCGAAGCCAGCCCCGCCUCUUCCCACAGCUCCUCUUUUAAUCAAUCAACCCGGGAGGAUGCAGGGGUGGAGCAGCAGGGAGACAAAGGGCGGAGCCCCGAGGAGCCGAAAAGCGAAGGAUCGUAAGCUGGAGAGGGCGACGGAGCAGAAGAAUUGAGGAAAGACAAAGAGGGAGAGAGAGGAGUGCGUUAACCAGUGAGGUCCUAUCUGCUGGCGCUAAUCUCCAUCAGACCUGGGCAGAAAUGUGGAAUGUGGUCACAAAUAAUUCAAACUACUCAAGGCGCGCUUGGAUCAUCUAAUCAGACCUUUAAAAAAAAAAAUCAAAAAGCCUCAAAUAUGGUCAAAUCACAUGCAAGUCACGAUGAGUCAAGUGCUUCUUGUAUUGUUUUCGCUGUUUAUUUUCCAAGUAUCCAGAAUGUCUUUAGUUAACCCUUUUGCCCGGGUCUGCUCUCAGCACAUUUGUACAGUAGUUUGUAGUUUGACACACAAACUCUAUCUCUCUGGCAAACACACACAUGCAUACAGACACACACACCAGCCCUGGUGCAUAUGUAAUCUCCAGCAUGCACAUGAUCCCACAGAAACACGCAUACACGCUUAACAAUCAGACUGUUACUCUUGGUUGGCAGCCCCCAGGAGUUGCUACCAAGGACCACGACACACAAAGGCACUUUGUCACUUAUUGUGCAGAUGCAGUUUGCUGUUGCCAGCCAGCCAGCCCUCAGAUGCCAUUGACUUGACCUCUUUCUCGUCCUCCCACUCCUCAGCACAGUGGUCAGGACAUAAAAACACAACCCCAACGACCUCCACUGAUAUUCCACAGCCCCUCGAUGCUGCAAGACAGACAGCACACACACAUACACAGUACACACACACACACGAACACGCGUCCGUACAGCGUGAGUACACAAACACAGUCAAACACCACCACCAACCCCGCCCCUUGGUCUGACCAAGCCAUCGGCCUGCACAGUUUUUAGUGAUUGUAGUGAGAAGAGAAACUGAAAGCAUGACAUUUUAUUCGCUCCUGAAAAGAAAAACAAAACAAACAAAUAAAAACAAGAAGGCAGGAGUCGUGAUGUAGUGUGACCAAUCUUUGCACCUUCAGUUUAUUGCCAUUAUGAAAGACUCGAGUCCUUACUGGCGGGAGCUGAUGAUCUAUAUGUCUGUAUGUCUGCCGGGGGUCAUGACCCCCAAAACCUGUGCGAACAGGUACCAUAAAGAGAUUAUGUAAAGAGACUUUUAGGUUGUGAGGCUUUGAAGAAUCAACGUUAAACUCGACACCGACCAGCUCCCAACAGAGCACGGAGAAAAAGGGCGGAAGAAGGAGAAACUGGAUGCAAGAUUCAUAUUCCAACGAUGGGAAGACGUGAUAGCGGUGAAUACGGACAACAUGACGAGAACCAAACUUCUCUGAAUCCCCCCCCUCCCUCCCCCCAUGGAUAUGAUGUUGCUUUCUCUCAUUAUCGUGGAAAUAACCAGUUUUACCGUGGCCUGUUUUUCUCUCUCGUGGCUCUAUUGUGUUUCUUCUCCAGCAUAAAAAAAUAAUAACAACAACAACAACAAAACUCUGGACAAAUAAGGGGACAAAAAUCAGCGUGUGCCCCGUCUCUCCCCUCCCUCCCCUCCCUCUACGAUUUCUCACCAGACACAGAAGCGGGGGAGCAGGGGCGUUUGUCGUUUUGUAAAACGUUGAAAUCAGGUGUUUGCACAAUUUGUGCGGCCCUCUCCGUCUGGGGGCCGCCACAAGUUAAAUCAGGAAAGUAUUGUUUUUAGAGAUUGUUUUAGUAGUUAAAAAAUAAUAACUUGUUCCUUAUGUUAUCAAUCACCCUUUUCCUCCUUCCCUGCUUUCCUCCUCAGCCCUCUCUCUCUCCUUCUCCCCCCUUUACUGCUCUCCUCCCUCCGACCCUCAAGUGUUGUCUGAAAGUGCCCUUAAGCACUGGUCCCGGGUCAAGCGCUAUGUAGCUCAGGAUGGUUCUGGUUAGGGUUAGUUCAGGGAAAGCGGAUCCUAGACCAGCACUGGAGGGCAGUCUCCGGAGCCCUCCCCUUGUCCCUCUCUUCUCGACACUUUAUCCUUUCCCAUCAAAUGGUGCAAUAGGACUUUUUUUUUUUUAAAUGGGUGGGGUUUUUGUUUUUUUUCGGGGCAAGGCUCUGUGCCAUAGAUAUUAAACCCAGUCAGACAGUGAGAGGGAUGAGCUGUUGUCUAUAAAUAUGGUAUAAAAGAAAACAAAAAAGAAUCACGCAAUUAUUGUUCUUGUUGAAGCGAUAGAAAGUAUAACUUACUAAAAGUCAAAGACAAUUUUUAAAUAGCACUUUUUGGCUCUUUGCUUCUCGAGUGAAGAGUGGGGGUAGUUAUUAUUAUUAUGGGUAUCUCUAUAAUUUCUCUGUAUACAGUUGGAUGUGUGAAAAACAAAUAUAUAUACCGGUAUUUCCAUAUAUGUGCAUUUAGGUCUGUGUUUGGGUGUUGUGUGUAUGUUUUGGCACAUGCAGGUAGCGUGUUAUCACGACCAACCUCUCGUUCUUUCACCACACAGCAACAUUAUCAAUAGUAUAUUUUUCAUUGUAUCUACAUUCUAUAUUCUACUCUAGAGACAGUAUUUUUAUAGUCACCAUGACUAUUUUGUCUGCCAUCUUGACUGUUAUCAAACCCAGUUGAUUCAGGAUAUAUGUGAAAUAUAUAUAUAUAUAUCUAUAUAUAUAGAUAUAUAGAUAUAUCUAUAUAUAUCUAUAUAUAUAAAUACACACAGGUAAGAAGAAGACUAUCAAUUCACAUUACUUUGGGGUUAGGGCUGUAAAGUGUCUGUCUGCAUGCAUGUGCAAUCACAUGCACCCGUGCACACACCCACACAGACAUAUGUGCAUACACACACGUAUGCGUGUACACUGUAUGAUUGUGCUUAAAAAUAAACUGUCCUUACUUUGGAGAAGGAAAUUUUAGGAUGAGCGAUGUGAGUGUUAUCUCAUAAGCAGGCAUGUUGACCAUGUGCAAUAUUUCUAAACAACAAAAAAAGACUAAAUAUUGAAAAUAUUAAAGUUCUAACACAACCUCUUA